Mycena indigotica is the source of this 1049-nucleotide messenger RNA. RefSeq lists its product as uncharacterized. Lineage: Eukaryota; Fungi; Basidiomycota; Agaricomycetes; Agaricales; Mycenaceae. The record is from RefSeq and is a predicted model, not a curated record. The coding region runs from base 336 to 1049 and encodes 237 amino acids. Gene Ontology annotation, molecular function: aspartic-type endopeptidase activity. The transcript has 6 exons. Gene Ontology annotation, biological process: proteolysis.
UAUGAUCGCCCCGCACUGCCACUCCAGGAAUACACGGCGUGUUAUGCCGAUAAGACUCUCGCCAGUAUGUUUGAUAUCCGGGAGAAAGUUUUUGUCUACUUACCCACCGCUUAUGAAGAGUUUACCCUUCGCCGAGCAGACCUGAAACUCAAGCUUUCAAGCAGUGCGCCGCUCCCGCGUGGCGAAAGUCGUGACCAGUCACUCACCGUUGAACUUGGGAUUGCGCAUUCUGUAGACAAUCACGAUUAUCUACCGACAUCUGGGAUCAUUGGCCUGGCUCCAAGGUAUCCAUAUCUAUCUGAAACGUGGCAAAAUCAGAAAUUGAAGUGUUUAGAAUGGAAGGAGCUACUACAAAACACAUGCCGUCAUUCCUCUGGCAGACCUCACGGCGCUAUACAAGCCCAGAAAUGACAAUUGUACUCAGCCCCACUGAAGGAAGAUUAACUCUAGGUGGUCGCCCACCUGACCUCCCAAGCGACAAGCGUCUAAAAUAUCAUUGGAAGACUGCUGGUGAGAUUUCCAGUAGUCAGUCUGAAUGGACGGUUGAUUGUCCUUACCUGACGAUGAACGACACCAAAUAUCCUAUCAAGACCGGCAAAGUUCUAUUUGACACAGGCGCGGCAUCGAUCUACCUGGACGAGUCGAUUGUAGUCGCAUAUUACAGCCAUUUCCCAGACACCAGACUUGACGACAAGGGCUAUCACCUCAUCUCGCUUGCGAACAAAGAGCCAAAGCAAACGCUCAACGUGGAUUUCCAUUUCAAAGAGGAUAAAUUGUGGUUAUUUGAUCACAUCGACCCAACUUCUGACAUCCUUGACUUCGACGGAAAGCAAUAUCAGCGUGGAGCUAUCCAGUCCACGUCGGUGUUGCAUGAUUCAGAUAAGGACCCGUGGACAGGACCAUGCCUAAUUGGCCGGAUAGCGAUGUAUAACGCAGACUUGAAUCUGCACUUCGCACCUGGGACAACUCCGAAAAUUUUCUUCCGAGAGAAAAAAAGUCGUGCAGAAGACGACAUAUCUCAGCGACCAUACGACUGGGGAAAAUUCUGA